AAAGUCGAACCGAACCGAACUGAUCUGCACCCCCAACAUCACACUAGGUGGCGUUUCUUCUGCGUCCGUGUGCACGUGCCUAAAUCCUAUCUCCACAUGUCGACAUAUAAUUCUUCAUCAGUUAUAUAGUAUAGGUUCAUCUUGACAAAACUUUCCCACAAAACAGAGGAAAGAGGAACGGUGAAAAUGGGUAGCAAGAUGUUGUUCAGUUUGACAAGCCCCCGACUGUUCUCCGCCGUCUCUCGAAAACCCACCACCACUUUUCUCUCUUCUCCUUCUCCUUCUCCUCCUCCGUCGUCUUCAUGGACUCAGCUCAACCCUGGAAGAUCGAUCUCCUUGAGAAAAAGAUUCUUCUUGUUGCCUGCAAAAGCCACCACAGAGCAAUCAGGUCAAGUUGGAGGAGAAGACGUUGAUAGCAAUAUCAUGCCUUAUUGCAGCAUCAACAAGGCUGAAAAGAAAUCAAUCGGUGAAAUGGAACAAGAGUUUCUCCAAGCCUUGCAAUCGUUCUAUUACGAUGGCAAAGCGGUCAUGUCAAAUGAGGAGUUUGAUAACCUUAAGGAAGAGUUGAUGUGGGAAGGAAGCAGUGUUGUGAUGCUAAGUUCUGAUGAACAAAGGUUCUUGGAAGCUUCAAUGGCUUAUGUUUCUGGGAAUCCUAUCCUCAAUGAUGAAGAAUUUGAUAAGCUCAAACUCAAACUAAAGAUUGAUGGUAGCGAUAUUGUGUGUGAGGGUCCAAGAUGCAGUCUCCGUAGUAAAAAGGUGUACAGUGAUCUCGCAGUGGAUUAUUUCAAAAUGUUCUUGCUAAAUGUUCCAGCAACUGUUGUUGCUCUAGGACUCUUUUUCUUCCUGGACGACAUUACAGGUUUUGAGAUCACAUACAUCUUGGAGCUUUCAGAACCAUACAGUUUCAUAUUCACGUGGUUCGCUGCUGUUCCUUUGAUUGUAUAUCUGGCUUUAACAAUCACCAAACUGAUCGUCAAAGACUUCUUGAUCUUGAAGGGUCCUUGUCCGAAUUGUGGAACGGAGAAUACUUCCUUCUUUGGAACAAUUCUGUCGAUCUCUAGUGGUGGCAAAACUAACUCUGUCAAAUGCACCAACUGUGGAACCGCGAUGGAGUAUGACUCGGGUACUCGGUUGAUCACAUUGCCAGAAGGAAGCCAAGCUUGAACCCUGUGAGAUGAGGAUGGAAAAAGAAGAAGAAUGGGUUUUGUCAGAGGAACAAUAGAUAUGAUGUUGUAUACUUAAGAUCUUGCAUGUUCUUUCACAUGUUUUCUGAUAUCCAAGUAUUGUAUAAGAAAUAAGGGAAAUAUUUUAUGAAUAUUUCUUCACCAACC
This is a messenger RNA of Raphanus sativus (radish), 1331 nucleotides long. Its product is annotated as PGR5-like protein 1A, chloroplastic. Gene Ontology annotation, biological process: photosynthetic electron transport in photosystem I. Lineage: Eukaryota; Viridiplantae; Streptophyta; Magnoliopsida; Brassicales; Brassicaceae. Gene Ontology annotation, molecular function: oxidoreductase activity, acting on iron-sulfur proteins as donors. Gene Ontology annotation, cellular component: chloroplast thylakoid membrane. The record is from RefSeq and is a predicted model, not a curated record. Bases 187 to 1164 code for a protein of 325 amino acids. The transcript has 11 exons.